Messenger RNA from Poeciliopsis prolifica (blackstripe livebearer), 3833 nucleotides. RefSeq names its product family with sequence similarity 174 member B (gene fam174b). The record is from RefSeq and is a predicted model, not a curated record. The transcript has 3 exons. Bases 345 to 758 code for a protein of 137 amino acids. NCBI's taxonomy places the organism in Eukaryota, Metazoa, Chordata, Actinopteri, Cyprinodontiformes, Poeciliidae.
CAGCCCACAUAACUCUCCUCUCCAGCACCGGGAGCAGAGGGCCAGCCCGCAGAGCCCUUCCGGAGGCGGAUAAUCCCCUCAUCCAUACUCGCAGUUCGGGAAAGGAUUUGCAAUAACUCACCUACAGGAAGACACCUUCCGGAAGCUCAUGCAAGUUACAACUUAAAGAGAAGCCUGAACCUGCGCACAAAUGGAUUCUUGCGUCUCACCUUGCGCGUUUUGGUGUAUAUAGAUAUCUGACGAGUGUAUAAUGUAGCAGCUGCUGCUCGGGGGAAAAGAGAGAGAGACAGAGAGAGCGAAAAAAAAAACUAUUGAAGCCUCUGAUACCCUUAUAAAUAUUAAUCAUGUUCGUGACGCACAGUUUUGCUUUAACUUUUAUUGCGGCGGCUCUCUGUCUGAUCAGCGGCGAACCGCCGAAUUCUUCAUCUGCGACGCAGAAUUCAACAUCCACGUCCAUCAUCCUCGGUCACGAUGAGCCGACGAGUAAAAACGCCACGCACGGUGCCGUGGGAUCCCGGAUCUCCCCUCUGAUGACUUACCUGCCAACUCUGAAAAACGUCGUUAUUUUCAUCUGUGUGUUGACAGCUGCGCUCAUCACAUGCCUGGUCAUCAAAGUGAUAAGAUCUGGCCGAAAAAUCAGGAAAACGAGAAAGUACGACAUCAUUACCACACCGGCGGAGCGGGUGGAGAUGGCCCCUCUGAACGAGGAGAAUGAUGACGAAGACGACUCGACCCUCUUUGAUGUCAAAUACAGGUGAAUCCCAUGUGGGGCAACUGUUGUUUUGGUAACUCCUUUUUUCCCCACCUCAUCUAAACUUCAGUGACUUUGCCGUCCAAGUGUCGUCACGCCAGCGAUUUCUACUCGUGUUUUACCUGCGUUGAAAAUGAACAGAUGUCAUUUAUUUGUUGUGCAAGGGUUCUAUCGCACUGUCUAGAUGACUUGCUCAGUGUUUCUAAAAUAAGACACGUCACAUAUCCACCAAACUUUAAGUGGUCUGGACAAACAAAAUUAUUCAUUUUGAAUUUAAUACUUAAUGGACAUACUUUUUAAACCUGAACUGCAAUAUGUUAAGGUGCAGGUUGAGGGAACCAAAGUUUUUCAGAAUGGCUUAACUGGAAGAAAAAUGUAUUAAUUAUCAGUGAAGGUUUAAAAAGAUCAGAAGCACAAAAUAUAAUGCAGGAUAGUUGUUUUGUCUAUAAACCUCCUAAGAGGCUUUUGAGUUUCAGUAUCCCAUUUAUUUAUGCCAGCUAACCACUUUAUUGUGCAUAUGUACUGUUAAAGGCUUACUAACGUUUCUGUCUGCAGUGUUUGUGUUGUUUCAGAUUCAGUUUCAUUUUGCUGCUAUCAAGCUGAUGUCAGUCAGUGUUGUCAAUUUUAACCUAGGAAUACUCUCAGGAUGUCUCUUUAAAUCUGUUUGCUAUGAAUGUGAAUGGUUGUCAUAAAGAGUGCAGGAAACGCAGCGGGUUCAACGAUUAAACACCAUGACACACCAUGACAACAUGUCGCCAGUGUUACAGAGCCAAAACAAGAUGAAGCAUUCUUUAGGAUCCUAAAAUAUGCCAUGUUUAGUAAAAGACUGCUAUAAAGGUUCUCUCCACUCCUGUUAGUGUCAAUCGUAGGGAUGCAAAAAAAACAAGCCUGAAAAUUAUUGUAUCAUGUACUGCAGCAGCAUAAUCUCACUUCAGAGAAUAAAAAUCCUCUCAAACUAAUAUUCUUUAACAUGAGUAUACUUCAAUAAUAUAGGAGAAAAAAAUGUUAAAUGUACUGAAAGUGAAAUUUAUAGCGCUACAGAAUAGCUAUGGAUCUCACUUGCAGAAUUUCACAAAAUAAAAAGCUGCAAGCUCUUCUUUAUGUAUUUGGUUGAGAGACAUCAUGCAAGGCACACAAUUAAAGCCAAUCUGCUUUAAUUGCACCCUUUUUUAAAAUGGGUCUUGUGCCAUAUGUGACUUAAAAUUAAUCAGAGUGGAACUUUUAAAUGGUUGUCAGAAACUUUAAGCUUCAUUUGGGUGUAAAUAUGUUGGAAUAUGGAUUUCAUUUUCCUCAUGACAAGAAUGACAAGGCAGCAUACGUUUCAACUCAGGCAAAUGGGUUUUAAUUUUCAUAAGUGGACAAAUUUUUAUAAGAUGUUUUUUUUUGCCUCAGCGGAUUCGAGAUUACGCAAGAAAAUAUGACUUUGUUUUAAGGCUUUUUACCCAUCUCUACCAUGGAUAUACUGAUAAUUAUAAAGGUUGCUGCAAAUAUCUGGUCAAAAAUGAAGCGUCUCCCUCCUUUGAAAGCUAUUAGUUGAGUUUAAUCUCUUGGGUUUGUUCUCGUCCAUAAAUAAUGUGCUGUUUGAACAGUUACAGCUUACAGAAACACAAACCAGCUCAAGCUGCUAGCUACACUUGCUUAUACAAUUUCCAUUUAUCCAAAAUGUUUUUAGAAACAAAAAUACACCUUUAACAAUGAACCUCCCGAGCUAAAAUCCUUUUAGAAAUGUAAUCCAAAUGUGCAAAAUCUACCAAAAGACUUUCUCCUCUGCACAAUAUUCAACAAAACUGACUCUGGAUAUGUUUCUAGAGCUGACGUGAGUGUUGAUGACCUUCUAUUUUAAUUCAAGCUGUUACUUGAUAGCACACCAUGCAGCCACCAACAUUUCACAUCUAACAGAAUUUUGGUCUAAUAGAAAGCGCACCAGAGCCAGCCUUUAACAAUGGAGACUCAGCUUCUGCUUAGCUGCUCCCAAACCAGUAGAGGGCCCUCUAAAGUGAAAAUUGAUCUCAAAACUAGAUAUCUUAUAUCCAAUAUGGCUGCCAUGCAUAUGAGAUGUAGUAAGAAAGGUAUAAACUGGUUAGUUGGAUGGUACCACUUCCAAUUGCCAACAUUAUGCUUCAGAUGGAGGGGAAUGCCUUUAGUUCGGUUUAUACUGUAAUAGAAGCUACAGCAUCACAACUGCUGUCCCACUGCUCUUUUGAUUGGCAAUAACAAAGCCCUCAACUUGACUUUGACAAAAUUCUUUGAUCUAAGCAAAUGUUUUAUUUGGAUGAAGCAUUGGUAUAAAUGUUAAAACCUUUUGAGAGUUUGAAAAAAGUACUAAUUUUUGAAGUUAAAUUUCUUCAGGAUUUAAAUAAUUACAUAAAGAAAAAUAAAAGUUUGAUCAUUAUCUAAGUCAAAGUUUAAUUUUGCUGUUUCUUCUUACGCAAUUUUAUUUACUUAAAUAAAGUGAACUGGAAAGAGGGGCUUAAAUCAAAUUCUGCUAAGACCAACUCUAAUCUGAUUUAUUUUUCCUUCAAGAAAAUUGUUGUCAUGUUCAGAGAAAAUUCAAUCUGUUUUAAUCCUCAUAGGACCAAAAAUGUAUACAGACCUAUGCUGAAUGUCUUCUUUAGUCUAUCUUUUGUAAACUGGAUAUUAUCAUUUUUCAGUUUCCAAAAAUGUGCAUGACCACUUCAUAUGUUGUUGUUUUUUUUUAACUUUUGAAUCAUACUCUUCUCCUCUAUGACCAGAAAUCUGGCAAACAGGUAAAUGUCUCUCAGGCUUGUACCAUUGCUAUUGUCAUGUAAUCUUUUCUUUUUCAUAUAUAUCAUGUGUGUAAAAUUGUGGAAAAAUCCUCAUGCAGAGAUCUUAAUUAUAGACAUUUAUUAGUUUUGAGUCAUCUGCUACACAAAGUUACUCUUGUUAAAACAAAUCAGUUGUGGCUGUGAAGACUUUAAAAAAAGAUGUUUAAAUAGUUUUAUAAGUUUCUGGAAAACAAGUUUGACACAGAUGUUGUGUGUAAACCGGUCUGUUCCCUCAGUUUCCAUGUCUUUACAACACUACUGGAAUAAAACCUUUUUUGAAGUGUUGACUCUUUAAA